Neoarius graeffei (lesser salmon catfish) is the source of this 1217-nucleotide messenger RNA. RefSeq names its product caspase activity and apoptosis inhibitor 1. Bases 80 to 1012 code for a protein of 310 amino acids. The record is from RefSeq and is a predicted model, not a curated record. NCBI's taxonomy places the organism in Eukaryota, Metazoa, Chordata, Actinopteri, Siluriformes, Ariidae. The transcript has 6 exons.
AAGCCGGUACGCGUUGGGAGAAUGGUUGUGUCUGUGUUACAAACAUAGCAAUUAAAACAAGAACAACAACACGGAGAGAAUGAAGUCGGCGAAAGAAAAGAAAAGAAAGCGCUCUCGCCGAGAGUUGGUUGAUGGAGACAGAAAAAGGAGAAGCACUGAAUGCAGUGUUAGGGAUCCUAAGGAAGAAGUGAAUGAUGUGCAGGAAGUGAAGGAAGAGCCGAGUGACAUCGAGGAAGGUGGCCUGGAUCUCACUGUGCCUUUCAAACCCAUCAGCGCUUACAUGAGCGACAGACAAGAGAUGCUGGAGCAGUGCUUCCAUGUCCUUGGCCAAAACAAGCUGAAGAAGAUGCUGCCAGAUGAGCUGAAGGACUGCACCUUUCCGGAGAUCAAGACACUGUGCUGGGAUCAACUGCAGCAGCUCUCAGAGACCAACCUGCUCCAGAUCCUGGAAGGUAAAGAGCUGACUGCAAGCUCAGAAGCUGAUGAGAACGAGACCAAAAGGACUUCAGUGGACAGUCAGAAUGUAAUAUUUAGGCAAGACAACAAUGUGGACUCCACGUCAUCUGUGAAAGAGACUGCUGAAGGAGAAGACAAGCAAGGCUUGUCUGGAGAAGAGAGUGAUGUUCUGAGCAUUAACGCCGACAUGAAUGACAGUGACAUCGAAGGCCACAAAGAUCCCAAAUCCAAAGAACAGGAAGUCCCGGUUCCCACAGUGACACCCCCUCAGUCCUCUGUCCCGCCUCCUGAACCGGACCUCCAAUCAGAUGAGCCGAAGCUGGAGAUUCAGCGUGACAUUGACAAGAGCGUCAGUGAGAUCCUUGAUUUGACCAAUUCUAGUAGUGACAAGGCAGAGCUGAAGCUGCAUUUGCAGCCGAUUGCUAUGGAAGCAGCUCCUGCAUCACUUCCUAUUCCUGCUGCAGCUCCAUCAGCACAGCAGCUGGCACUUCUGGAGUUAGAGAUGAGAGCGAGAGCCAUCAAAGCUCUCAUGAAGGCCAACGAGAUGAAGAAAUAAACUCUGCUGGCUCGAAGCAGAGCAACUUGGUUCUGAGGUCAUAUUGGCUUCUAUAAUUUUGUCCAAGGAACAUGUGCAGCCAUAUUGGCUUUUUGUGUUUUUGUUUUUCGGACCACAGUCUUAUUUUAGAGAUCGGACUCUUUCAGUCAAGUGACGUGGCUAACACCAUGACCCCUUUCAAAUAAAUGAAAAUACUGUUCAUUAA